Mytilinidion resinicola is the source of this 1962-nucleotide messenger RNA. RefSeq lists its product as uncharacterized. NCBI's taxonomy places the organism in Eukaryota, Fungi, Ascomycota, Dothideomycetes, Mytilinidiales, Mytilinidiaceae. Bases 121 to 1599 code for a protein of 492 amino acids. The record is from RefSeq and is a predicted model, not a curated record. The transcript has a single exon.
GGCUUCAGUAGACCCACUUCUCCUACUUCUGCAGUGCCUGUCAUCAGAAAUCACAUUCGAUCACCAGUCGCCCCUCAGCCUGCCAGAGUUUCUCCUUUAGCGUAUACGAAGCUGCCCCGAAUGGACCAGCCCCGUCGCAGUAGCCAGCACGAUAAUGGACGUGGACUAGUCUCCCCUCGCACUGACGACAACCGAAGGAACAACCACUCUGGGCCAGGUCAAGGCGAUCAUCCGUCCCCUCGAAUGUCUAGGAGACAGAGUCCUGCCGGACCGCAGCAAAAUCUUCGCAAUCCCAGGAAACGGAGAAGGGAGGUCGAGAAUGGCAGAGGUCAAGGCGGAAACAAGCGCAUGGCACGAUCACCUGAGCCAGAGACGGAGGUUGAGAUCGAACCAUAUAUCAAGGAGGAGCCUAUGUCCCCUCCUCCGUUCGCUGCAAGUGCAUCCGAUCCCUACAGUGCCAAUCGAAGACCCCUGCGACAACUACCGGACGAUGUUGAGAUUGUUUCCACACGCGAUGCUCGACCACUACCCGUAUAUUACAGGGAGCAAGAUCCACUGCCGCGGACAUACAAGCAGAUGGAGGAACCCGCAUCGCCAACUUUCGUCCGGGUACCAUCCCGUACAACCCAUCGCCAAGUUGAUGACCAGGACUUGAGGCGGGUUGCUAGCCUUCAGUAUGCGCGUCGUCCGUACUCUCCUGCGGGCCCGGAGCCAGUACCGUACUCUCCUACUGAUGUUCGACAUGUUCGUGCUGCCUCCCAUGCUUUCAACGAUCGCCUAGCACAGCAGCCGGUCUUUCGCCAAGCCUCAGUUCGUCCACCAGCAGAUCAGCCCCGGUACAUCCGCGAUCGUUCCCGAUCACCCGUUCAGGAAUAUCUACCCAGAGCACACAGUCCUCAGGCAAUGGCGCCUCCACCUCGUCAAAUAGUUGUCGAUCAGUAUGGCAACAAGUACUAUGCCUCGCCCGUAGUUGUGGAUCCGAGAGCAUCAAUGGCGCCACCUAGCCGACGCGUCGAAGUCGACCCAUACGAGCGCGCGGUUACACGAGAGCCUUUGGUGCGAGCACCGGUACGCAUACCAGAUAUUUAUGGUGAGGGCGACAAUCACCACAGGAUGCCUCCGCCGCCUUCACGACGAUAUGUGGAGCCGGACGUCGAGAUGAUCGAGCCUCGGUCGUAUCGACAAAGGGGCUUCUCUACGCGGCCAGUCGAACCAGAAUACCUCCCGAUGCGAGAGCCUUUGCCGAUCGAAAGACGGCCAGUCGCGGCCUAUGAGGAGAUGGGCCCGCCUCCACGGGAGUAUGUGUCCAGGUCUUUUAGCGUCCGCCCUGAUCCUGUCAGGCGCGAGGCACCGGGUGAGUAUAUCGCACGCCACGAGAGCGUCCAGCCCGGCCUUGCUAGGCGAGUCGAUCCGGCUCCGCAGCGAUACCGUGAGGUCAGUAUGGUCCCGGCAGAUCCGUAUGCUGCUGCGGACGAUCGCCGGUAUGCGUAUGCCGCGCCGCCGCCGCAGAGACGGUAUUUGGAUGAGCAAGAUCGGCCGAUCGAGGUCGCGCAUGAUCAGUACGCUGGAGAGCCGAGAAGAGUCAGCUAUCGCUACUAAUUGUGUACGGUAUCGGUGUUUGAGUUGAUAUUGGCCGCUGGCCACAUUCGUUGUCCUCCUAUAAUGCUUGGUUUCCGUGUUUAGAGGGGAGGCGCGGCUGUGAGGGCUGGCUCCAAAGACGUGGUAUGUAUGGGAGGUUAUUUUGAUCGGCUUAGCCAGAUCAUAUAGCGGAAGUCAGAGGAGUAGUUUGGAUAUGAUGCGACUGCGGUCUCGUGCAGGAGCAAAUUAGGAAAUGCAGCAGUGUUUGUCGGCGUCUUUGAUAAAUGUGUUGGCGUACUCCCGCUGGUAGUGAACAGGCGCAUACUCCAUUUAAUGAUGAACAGGCAUGUAGGGUAGGCGCCGCGCAAGCAAGACAAUGAGGUG